AUGGCCUCUCACUCCCACGUGUCUUCAAUCAACCAAGCUGGCUCGCCAUCUCAGGCCCUUGUUGAAAAACCCUCUGCGCCGCCCAUCAACAUCCUCCCCUCCAAACUAGCGCAGGCCUACUCAUAUGCGCACCCCAUUAUUCUCUUAACACUGUGUGCUGCUCGUUUCGAAGCAUUGGUGGCUGAUCCAGUUCAGGAGCUCCUUGCUGAUCUUCCCUGGUUGGCUCUGCUCCAGCUUUUCUAUGUGUUACUCUGUCUUCCACCCGCCGCAUCACCCUCGGCGGACAGCUUCUCUGGUGAUGCAAAGGCAACACGCUCCCGCUCAGGCAAACCUGGCUAUCGCCGAAAGAACUCUGGCAAGAAUUUCUGGGCUGCAGUGUGGGCUAAGUUGAUGCCUGCCUGCCUCUCGCUAGGUCUCACCUUCCUUGCAACACCGAUAAUCGCUGCGCUUCUCGUCAUGUUCGGCGCCCCGCUCACCACCCACAACUACGAAACUGUGCUCUGUGCAGCCCACAUGGCACUCCUCUCCGCUUCUCAAUUGGCGUACGUCCACGGCGUUGAUGGUUCCAUAUGGAAGGAGGUUUGGGGUAUCGCUCGACCAGCGGAUACAGUCUGGGGCAGUGCUCUCGGCACAGGCUUGGGCGCUUGGUUCGGUGCUAUUCCCAUCCCUCUGGAUUGGGACCGCCCAUGGCAAGCGUUCCCCAUUACCAUCUUGGCUGGCGCAUACGUUGGCUAUGCGCUCGGCGCAUUGCUCUCCCGGACACCCCUGCUCUAUGGUAAACGCAUCCAAUUUUCCUCCGAGUCGGAAGAAGAAGGUGAGAAGAAGACCAACUAA
Penicillium pulvis is the source of this 834-nucleotide messenger RNA. Its product is annotated as PIG-F family protein. NCBI's taxonomy places the organism in Eukaryota, Fungi, Ascomycota, Eurotiomycetes, Eurotiales, Aspergillaceae. The transcript has 2 exons. Gene Ontology annotation, cellular component: endoplasmic reticulum membrane. The record is from RefSeq and is a predicted model, not a curated record. Gene Ontology annotation, biological process: GPI anchor biosynthetic process. The coding region runs from base 1 to 834 and encodes 277 amino acids.